AUCUAGUGUUUACUUCCUCCUGUUUCCAGGCUAGCUCCACCAGACACUAUAUUUAUUAAUUAUGUUAGGUAAUAGUUUAACUGCUGGAGUUGGCGAUAGUGGUUUUAUGUAUACGAGUUAAUGCCGCAUUUAAACAUACAAUUUCAUAAGUAAGUAAGUGUUAGAAGGGCUUGUAAAUUCGAUAACGCUACAGCUGCUAACUCUAGUUAGCUUUAGCAUCAGUUGUCUGUGCAUAGCCCGGUGUUCCCGUUAUUAAGCCACAGUUUUGUUGCCGGCUUUAAAUAUCUCCACAGUCACUGUUUCAAUAUGGAUAAGUUUGUGGUUAAGCUUCCCAAGGGAGAGACUCCGAAAAAAACAAAGACCAAUGUAAAGGUCUACAAGCAAGCUACUAUCGAGUCUUUACGGAGGGUGGUUGUGAUUGAGGACAUCUUGCGCUACAAAUCCACGUUGGAGCUACCUGAACAGAGUAAGGAAAACCUACUGGCAGCCCUCACUGAACUGAGCAAGAAGAUCCCAUCCAAGGAGGUGCUGAAAUCCACUAAAAUAGGUCACACUGUCAACAAAAUGCGAAAGCAUCUGGACCCCGAGGUGAGUUCAAUGGCAGCAAAGGUGUACACUGACUGGAAGACGUUCAUUGAGGAGAAUUCCAAUAAGCCGGCUAUUGAGGUCCGCUCUGACAAACAAUCUGAAGGACUGAGGAGUAAUGCUAGGAGACUAAUGGCCGAAGCUUUGGAGGUCAAGGAGGACUGUGGCCUUAUAGACAACAUUGAGAGAGAAGUGUUCCACCAGAGCUCACGACUGGUGAGCAGUUCAUACAGACGGACAGUGAGAGCGCUGGUCUUUGCCUUCAAACACAACCCUGAGACCAGGAUGCAGACGAAAGACGGUACAAUAUCAGUGAACCAGCUGGUUUCUAAAUAUAAGAAAUAACUGAGGCUGAACAACACUGGAUAUAUCAAGGCAUUUUUGUGCUUUAUUUUAUCUUCUUCUAGGUUUUGCAGGUCUUUUUUUUUUAAAUUAUUUUAUUCAUUUUCUGUAAAGGACAUUAAAAAAGUGUUAACACUUUUGUGGCACAUCAAUAUUUUAUAAAUACAUGUAAAUUAUGAAGGAUAUGUAAUUUAUUGCUGGUAGUGAUGAACAUACAUGUAUGAUGCUUGAUAACAGGUUCUCUGGUUUUAUGUAAGUGGAUAUUUUUUACAUAAAUAUAAUCUUUUUUU
This is a messenger RNA of Sphaeramia orbicularis (orbiculate cardinalfish), 1217 nucleotides long. RefSeq names its product transcription elongation factor A (SII) N-terminal and central domain containing 2 (gene tceanc2). The transcript is spliced from 4 exons. Gene Ontology annotation, biological process: DNA-templated transcription. Gene Ontology annotation, cellular component: nucleus. NCBI's taxonomy places the organism in Eukaryota, Metazoa, Chordata, Actinopteri, Kurtiformes, Apogonidae. The coding region runs from base 307 to 930 and encodes 207 amino acids. The record is from RefSeq and is a predicted model, not a curated record.